UUUUUCUACCCUGGAUCAGCUAUCCAUUACCUCUCUGAUAAUUGGACACGGUCUCUCAGGCCUUCACCAUGUCCAAAUACUUCUCCCAGUUCAGCAGUGACCCUGUGAAACGGUCCAACAGCUCAAAGGAUGAUGCUCCACCUGCCCAGGUCGAUGGUGAGGAGGGUUCUCUCUACCAGGUCCGCCGUCAGGAGAAGCGCCAGAUCGGUGUUGUCUCAGCGACUUUCCUCAUCUUCAACCGCAUGGUUGGAACCGGUAUCUUUGCGACCCCCGGCACAAUCUUCUCUCUAUCCGGCAGUGUUGGACUCACGCUCUUUAUCUGGGUCGUUGGUAUGAUCAUUGCUGCUGCCGGUAUGGCUGUUUACCUCGAAUUCGGUACUGCGAUCCCCAGGAACGGUGGUGAGAAGAACUACCUCGAGUUCGUUUAUCGACGACCUAGAUUCCUGGCUACUGGUAUUUAUACUGGUUACGCUAUCUUGCUCGGUUGGGCAGGAUCGAACUCGGUUGUAUUCGGAGAGUAUAUUCUUCAUGCUGCCCAAGUUGAGGUCACCCGAUGGAAUCAGCGUGGUGUCGGACUUGCAUGCAUCACUACCGCGUUCAUUAUACACGGAACCGCACUUAAGUGGGGCCUAAGACUUCAAAACUUGCUGGGUGUCAUUAAGCUUGGUAUUCUUCUACUGAUCGUUGUUUCCGGCUGGGCUGCUUUGGGAGGUGCUCUCAAGAUCGACAAGCCCAACAACUUCACCAAUGCCUUCGAGGGUACCACCGGUAGCUCCUACGGAGUCGUCAUGGCCGUGAACAACGUUAUCUGGAGUUACAUCGGAUACAGCAACGCCAACUAUGCCCUCAGCGAGACCAAGAACCCGGUCCGCACACUCAAGCUUGCUGCCCCCAUUGGUCUGGCUGGUGUCGCCAUCCUCUAUAUGUUCGUCAACAUUGCCUACUUCGCUGCCGUACCGCUUGACGAGAUCCGUGAGGCAAAGCGCCUCGUUGCCGCAUCUUUCUUCCGCAACGUUUUCGGCGAGAGUGCUGAACGUGCCCUUUCGGUAUUCGUUGCCUUGUCUGCCUUCGGUAACGUCAUGAGCGUCAUUUUCUCCCAGGGACGUAUUGUGCAGGAGCUUGGUCGCGAGGGUAUUCUUCCCCUAUCAAGACUUUGGGCAAGCAACCGUCCAUUCAACGCACCCCUUGCUGGUCUCUUCGAGCACUGGCUAGUCUCCGUCAUCAUCAUGCUUGCACCUCCACCAGGUGAUGCGUACAACUUCAUUCUCAACAUCAUCACCUAUCCGUUGACCAUCAUCAACGUCUUCGUUGCAGGCGGUCUCGUCCACCUUUAUCUCAACCGCACAAAGUGGAACUGGCAGCCUCCGAUCAAAGCAACUCUUCCAGUCACCAUUUUCUUCCUUCUCUCCAACAUCUACCUCGUCAUUGCCCCUCUCAUCCCCCCGCAGGACGACAACAGCGUUUACGAGACCCUCCCGUACUAUCUUCACUGCAUUGUCGCCGUCGCUAUCCUUGCCGCAGGUGGUGUAUACUGGCUCGUCUGGGCAGUCGUCCUUCCCAAGAUCGGAGGAUACAGGCUGGAGAGGGAAACUGUCGUUGACGAGAUCGACGGCUGGGAGAGGAACGUGUUCAAGAAGGUACCCAAUGGCACGGUCAGCCGGCCGGAGGAGACUGCAUUUUAGACAAUCAGGCGAGGUUCAUUGAGAAAAGGUUUACCAGGAUACCACAACAUUGCUUAACUAUUAGUCGUUAUCAGAAUACCACGCUUUAAUAAUCCAUCCCUAUCGGUUGAUCCCUCAGUAUUGUGAUCAGAGAUAACGUCGGCAGAAUGUAGUUAAACAUGUGAACAGCUCGGCCCUUCGCAAUAUGAUUUAUAGAAUCCAGAAGCCGAAAAAUUCGUACGGAAGGUCAACAUCCUGGCUACAUGGAAUAUGGUGCACAGCACUACUCCGUACUUCAAUAAAAAAGAGAAGUCCGUCGGGAACUGUCGUGAAUGUUGAGCACAUCCAAAAUACUUCGUGAUUGAAUAAGUCUAUCAUGUAAGUCACAUGCAAAUCUCGUAUUGGUAUGGCAUUUUAUUUCACCAUCUGGACACGUAUUGGAUUUUGCCAUUUC
Messenger RNA from Aaosphaeria arxii CBS 175.79, 2115 nucleotides. Its product is annotated as high affinity methionine permease. Bases 69 to 1682 code for a protein of 537 amino acids. The record is from RefSeq and is a predicted model, not a curated record. Gene Ontology annotation, biological process: amino acid transmembrane transport. Gene Ontology annotation, molecular function: L-amino acid transmembrane transporter activity. Gene Ontology annotation, cellular component: membrane. The transcript has 5 exons. Lineage: Eukaryota; Fungi; Ascomycota; Dothideomycetes; Pleosporales.